Chiloscyllium plagiosum (whitespotted bambooshark) is the source of this 10785-nucleotide messenger RNA. It is a transcript of the gene bptf, whose product is annotated as bromodomain PHD finger transcription factor. The record is from RefSeq and is a predicted model, not a curated record. Gene Ontology annotation, molecular function: zinc ion binding; RNA polymerase II cis-regulatory region sequence-specific DNA binding. Lineage: Eukaryota; Metazoa; Chordata; Chondrichthyes; Orectolobiformes; Hemiscylliidae. Gene Ontology annotation, cellular component: NURF complex. Gene Ontology annotation, biological process: regulation of transcription by RNA polymerase II.
AUUUGCUGGCUGUGUUUUGCUGGCUGAGGUUGUGUGUUUGUGAUGUGUGAAGGGCCAGAGUUCCGGGGUUGCUGCUCGUGCCAGGUCCCGGGAGGCGGCGCGCGCGAGGUGCUGGCUGUGAUGAAGGGGGGGGCGGUCACGUGACCAGUUGACUGGUUGACAAAAAUGGCGGCGAUCCCCGAAUACAACAUGGAUGCCGGAAGGUUGGAGUGAAGCAGGAGGCGACGGACGAGAAGGAGGAGGAGGGGGAAUAGAGAGAGGGGGGGUAAAAAAGGAAAAACAAAAUAACAAUAAACAGCUCGAGGCUCGGCGCCUCCCGCUCGGCAUCUGCGGAAAAGGGACGCGGGAAAGAGAGUCUCUGAAAAUAAUAAUAAUAAAUUCAAAUCUUUCUUCGCCCCUUUGGGGUGGGAGGGUUAAAGUGGUUUUGAGGGGAAGGUGAAGGAGGCAAAGGGGGGGUUAAAAUAAAGUGAGGCGGAGCUGGAGGGGGUGGGGGGGAAUCACCAUGAGAGGAAGGAGAGGUAGGCCGCCCAAGACACUCGAUGCUUCGCCGGCGGGAGGUGGCGGGGGACCGGCCGGCAGCCUGAGGUACCGGGCCACCGGGGUCGGCAGAGGCAGAGGGGCCGACCGGCGGCUGAAUCACGUCGAAGCUGGCGGUAGAGGGAGCCGGACCUCGAGAGGCGGCAAGGCGGGGAACCGGGGCAGGGCCAAGGCCGCGGCUCAGCAGCAACGACAAGGCAGCCGCUCCCGCAGGCUGACCGUCAACAAAGUCAUCUACGACGACCACGAGAGUGAGGAGGAAGAUGAGAGUCUGGUGUCCGAGGAAGACGACGAUGACGACGAGGACGAGCGGGAGAACGAGGACGAGCAAGAUUCGGAUUAUCACCAGGCCACCGAGGAGGAGGAAGAGGAGGAUGAGGACGACGAUGCUAGUUAUUGCACAGAGAGCAGCUUCAGGAGUCACAGCACUUACAGCAGUACUCCAGGAAGGAGAAGACAGACAAGGGUGCAUCGGGCAAGAUCGCCAUUGUUUGAAGAAACAAACAUUGUUCCUCUUGAUAUUCCAAAAUGUUCAGAAGACUUAUUGGUGCCCAGUGAAGAGCUAUUGAGCGUUAUUGCUAUUUAUGAGGUGUUGAAUAAUUUUGGAAGCGUGUUGCGUCUUUCACCUUUCCGCUUUGAAGACUUUUGUGCUGCAUUAGUUGGUCAGGAACAGUGCACAUUAAUUGCGGAAAUGCACAUUGCUUUGCUGAAAGCGAUUUUGCGAGAAGAAGAUUCUUCAAAUACCACCUUUGGUCCUGCUGACUUAAAAGAUAGCAUCAAUUCUACAUUGUACCUUAUAGAUGGAAUGACGUGGCCAGAACUGGUUCGGGCCUAUUGUGAAAGUGACCGGGAAUACCAUCAUGUACUACCCUAUCAGGAAAAGGAUGAAUACCCAUAUGGACCAAUAGAAAACAAAAUCAAAGUUCUUCAAUUUUUAGUGGAUCAGUUCCUAACAACAAACAUCGCCCGCGAGGAGUUGAUGUCGGAGGGUGUGAUCCAAUAUGAUGACCACUGUCGGGUUUGUCACAAGCUUGGUGAUCUCCUUUGUUGUGAAACCUGCUCAGCUGUGUACCAUUUGGAAUGUGUGAAACCACCACUUGAAGAAGUGCCAGAGGAUGAGUGGCAGUGUGAGAUCUGUGUGGCACACAAAGUUUGUGGCGUUUGUGAUUGUGUGCCUGAGAUCCAGAAAAAUAAACCAUAUAUUCGCCAUGAGCCUAUAGGAUAUGACCGACACAGACGGAAGUAUUGGUUCCUGACUAGAAGGAUUAUAAUUGAAGAAGAUAAAGAAGAUGAAAAGGAUAAGAAAGUAUGGUAUUACAGCUCAAAGGUACAGUUGGCUGAACUAAUUGAAUCUUUGGACAAAGAAUACUGGGAAUAUGACCUAUGCAGAAUACUGGAAGAAAUGCGUGAUGAAAUUCAUCGGCAUAUGGACAUUACAGAAGAAUUGACGAAUAAAGUUCGUGGCAAUAAUAAAUCUUGUCUUAGUGCAGCUAAUGGAAUUGGGGACUCCACGGAGCCAGGCUGGGGAGAAUUGCAGGUUGUGGGAACUCUGAAACAAGCUCCUACGCAACAAGGCGAGGAAAUUUUGGAGCGGCAGAAAGCAAAACAAGAAGCAGAGAUGGAGGAAGUUAAGCAAAAGGCAGCAGAACAAGCAGAGAAGGCCAAGAGAGAAACUGGGGAUAAUAGCCAAAUGGAGAUUGAGAGAAAUAAUGAAACGUCAGAAGAGCAAACUGAAGAGAAGGACAAAGAUAGUAAAGAGGCUGAAGAAAAUCUUCAGGCAAAAGGCACAGAAGACCCCACACCUAGUGUCGAUAAUUGUAGCUCUGAAAAUUCAGGGACUUUGAAGAGCGAUGGCAGCAGCCAAAAUGCUUCUGCAGAUGAAAAUAAGCCUUGCCCAGCGAAGGACACUGGAGAGACAGAGCUAGCAAAUCCUCAAGCUGAGAAGCUGACCGAGGAGAAGAAACUGGCGGUCGAAUCAGUACAGCUCCCCCUGGAUAGAACAGAAGAUGCUAUUGAGACUUCCACUGAUGCUGCAAACAUUGCUGUGAAAGCUACAUCAUCACCGUCACCUGCUGAUGAUAGCACCAGCAAUGUGGAUUUGUCUAAUGACACAACCACUCAGGAUACCAGUUUCAAAAUGGUUGAAGAUUUAGAGAAUAUGGAGGGAUCCUCUCAGUCUUCAGGAAAUGGCCAGGAUGAAACAGAAUCAGCAGAAUUCAGCGGUGAUAAAACAUACGGUGAAAAUGGUGAUUCCUCUGGAGCUGGUAAAGGAUCAUCUAUCCCUACUCGGAUGGUCACAAGGUUACGGAACCCUGAUAGCAAGUUGAGUCAGCUUAAGAGCGCCCAGGCUGCAGCUGCAGUGCAUGAAGCAAAUAAAUCAUUUAAGGAAGGCAGAGAGGUCCUGGUGGUGAAUUCACAAGGGGAAGUUUCUCGUCUGAGUACAAGGAAAGAUCUGGUGAUGAAGGGAAUUGUGAACAACUUGUUCAAGUUGGGUCAAGAGGGAAAGUAUCGUGUCUACCAAAACCAAUACAGCACCAGCACCUUGGCGCUCAACAAGCAUCAGCACCGAGAAGAUCAUGACAAACGAAGGCAUCUUUCACAUAAGUUCUGCAUGACCCCUGCAGGCGAGUUCAAGUGGAAUGGUGCUGUGCAUGGGUCAAAAGUACUUACAAUAUCUACUUUAAGACUGACCAUUAUCCAGCUGGAGAAUAAUAUCCCAUCCUCAUUCCUGCAUCCUAACUGGGCUUCACAUAGAUCUAAUUGGAUAAAAGCAGUCCAGAUGUGCAGUAAACCAAGGGAAUUUGCACUAGCUCUUGCAAUCCUUGAGUGUGCAAUCAAACCUGUUGUCAUGCUUCCAGUCUGGCGAGAUUCAUUAGGGCAUACCAGGUUUUAUCGAUUAACGUCAGUUGAAAGAGAAGAAAAGGAAAAAAUUAAAAAGCGAGAGCGGAAACAAGAGGAAGAGGAAGUUAUGCAGCAAGCUACUUGGGUGAAAUAUACUUUCCCUGUAAAGCAUCAGGUAUGGAAACAAAAGGGAGAAGAAUAUCGUGUAACGGGAUAUGGUGGUUGGAUGUGGAUUAGUAAAACUCACGUCCAUCGUUUUGUGCCUCGGCUACCUGGAAAUACGAAUGUACAUUAUCGGAAAGAGCUGGAAGGUGACCAGAAAGAUAAUGCAAAACUGGAUCAAGAUGAGUGUUCUUCUACAGUAAAAAUGGAGUCUGAAGGCUGUAAGAAACAUCAAUCAUCUCAAGACUCUAAAGAUCUGCCAGAGAAUGAUACAGUCACAGAUAAGUCAUUUGAGAUAAAGUCAGAAGAGGAAGACAAAGUAGAAGAAAAGGAGGAAGUAAUGGAAAUUGACGCAAAUCCUGUGUCAUCACAAACUCCAAAGAGAGAGAACAGUGAAAAUAUCAGAACUGAUGGUGAUAAGUUCAUAAAGGAUGAACCAAUGAAUUUGGAUGAGUCCAGAACUAAAUCCAAUUCACAAGAACAGGAAAGCAAUAUCUCUACUGAUCUUAUCAAUGUGAGUGAAGCCUUUCAACUCAGGACUUGGUAUAAAAAGAGAGUAAAAACAUCAAAAUUGGAUGGACUGCUGGAUCGGCGAAUAAAACAGUUUACGAUGGAAGAGAAGCAACGUCAAGAAAAACUGAAACAAGAAGCUUUAAUGAAAUUCCAGAAAAAAGAACACAAAGGUGCAACUGAACCACAGAAACCUGAUCAGGCUGGAAGCUGUAUUCAGAAAAAACCUGGAGCAGUACAAGAAAAAGAACAUAUGGGUCAGAUCUCUCCAAAGCUCACCUUUGAAAGCUCCGUGGCGUCAGUUCAAGAAAAUGCCAUCGAGAAAAGUGAAGCGUCGGUGCAAGAAAAUAAUCCAGUUUUAACACCCUUAAAGGAUUCAGAUAUUGACAAUACCAAAUCAAACCAAAAACUUACGAAAGAUGCCACUGAGAAUAAUAAUGAAUCGGUGGUCACGAGCAAUGAAUCCAAUGACCUGCAUUUAAAAAAUCAGGAAAAUGGAGCCGAAGGCAGCUGCGUGCAGUCGGUUAUGGGAAAAAAUUCUGUAAAUAAUAGUUCUGAUGUGAAAAAUGAGCAAGUUGGCAAGAUCGGUGAGCCAUUGGCAGGAGGAGGAAACCACGACAAUCUAAACACAAAGAUGGAAAUGGGUGUUGUUGAAGGGAGUAGUGGUCUAAUGGAAACUGAUGAAAACAUUGAAAGAAACAACCCUGAAAUUAAGAUAAAUAAAGAGAUUUUUGGAAUUGUCUAUCCUGAAAAGAUCGAGCCACAAACCAAUGAAGCAAUUUCUGAAAAAUGUGUUGAAUCAAUGAUUAUUGAGGAAAAUGGUAUAAAAGAAUUACAUGUCCACAAGGAAAGCAAUAGUAUUGAAAGUCAGUGCUUUGAAAAAAUGGACAUAGAUGACAAUAUGGAAACUAAGAUUUCUGAAAUCCAAACAGUAGAUAAACUAGAGCAUCAGUACCUAGUUGAUCAGGUUAAUGGAAAAGUUGUGGAAUCAAAAUCAACUGUUAUGAAAAACUCUGAACUGGUGCCAACUGAAGCAUCUGGUGUUGCUGUUAAUAAUAUAGAACAUGUUAAAGAAAAGAGCAGCAUCAAAGUGAACUCUGAAAAUGAAACAAAGUCAUCAGCAAGAGAUCCACUGGUCAGGCUGGUUAUGAAUGGGGAUAUUACCAUAGUUGACCUAGAGGAAAAGUCAAAUCGAGUAGAAGGAAGGACUGUAAUAGCUGCGCAUUCUAAGGUUCAAGAUAAUAUAAUAGCAAAUAAUGAUAAUGCAGUGUCCCAAUUGAAGGCACCCAGGCUAGAUGAUGCGAUCCCACAGGUGAAAUCACCUAAGUUAGAUCCUGUCCCACAGUUAAAAGCACCAAGGUCAGAUGAUGCUGCCUCCCAAGCAAAGGGACCCAGCAUAGAUAAUGCUGUUCCACAUGUAAAUGCACCCAGAGUCGAUGAUUCAGUCCCACAGCUAAAUGCACCUAGCGUAGAUGAUGCUGUCCCUCAAGUAAAGGCACCCAGAAUAAGUGAUUCAAUCCCACGGAUAAAGACACCUAGAUUAGAUGAUUCAGUCUCGCAGGUAAAGGCACCCUGUGUAGACAUUUCAAACCCACAGAUCAAGGCACGGAAGUUAGAUGAUUCAAUCCCUCUGAUAAAGGCACAAGUGAAUCCACCCAAGUUAGAACCCGUACUAUUGCAGGGAAGUGAAUCAGGGUUACUUAAUAUUUCUGAGGUAGUAAAUUCAUCCAAAGAGUCAGACCUUUUAAAUGUUGAUGUGGAUAAAUCAUUAGAGACUGAAAAUAGAGCAAAGCUAUUGGAAAUAGAUGGACAGCUGCAUAAAAAAGCUGUUUCUCCACCCCUUAUUUCAAUAUCAGACUCCACUUUGAGUAAAAGCUUCAGUGAGCAAAAUGGGAUGCAAUCAGAAAAUGAAAUGGGUGGUGUCAAUGGGGAUCAUGAGGUUAAAACAAUUAUUACUGAAAUGACUACCACGACUACAACCAUUUCGACCCAGUCCAAAACUGUUGUUAGUGUAACUGAAGCUUCUUCUCCACAGAGCAGUGUUCCAUCAGUGGUGUCCUGUCUCAAGAACUGUGCUGUUUGUUCAACCACAACUACAACCACAACAAUCACAAAAGUGACCACACCAAAACUGGACUGUACUGUGGAUGCUGUGACAGUCACAGAAAAAACUGUUGUCACAACCACAGUGACUGACUGUGUGGCUACUCCAGGUGGGAUGUCAACAACUACCAUGACAGUAAGUAAAGAAUAUUCCACCAAGGACAAAGUAAAACUAAUGCGGUUUUGUCGCCCCAAAAAGACCAGGUCUGGCACGGCCCUGCCUUCAUACCGUAAAUUUAUUACCAAAAGCAGCAAGAAGAGCAUAUUUGUCCUACCCAAUGAUGACCUACGGAAAUUAGCCAGGCGAUCUGGUAUUCAAGAAGUUCCAGGAUUUAACUACAAUGCAAAGCCUGCACAGGACAUCUGGCCAUAUCCAUCACCGAGACCAACGUUUGGCAUUGCAUGGAGAUAUCGACUGCAAACUGUGAAAUCCUUAGCUGGUGUCAGCCUUAUGUUGCGGUUAUUAUGGGCGUGCUUACGAUGGGAUGACAUGGCAGUUAAACCACCAUCAGGAGUCACCACUGCACGUACAGAAACUACAGAAACUGAUAUCACUACUACGGAGAUUAUCAAGCGAAGAGAUGUUGGUCCAUAUGGAAUCCGUUCUGAAUACUGCAUUCGGAAGAUUAUCUGUCCUAUUGGUGUUCCAGAAACUCCUAAAGAAACUCCAACACCACAGAGAAAAGGUCUUCGAUCUAGUGCAUUACGGCCAAAGAAGGUGGAGGCCCCAAAGCAGACUGGUCCUGUAAUAAUUGAGACCUGGGUUCCAGAGGAAGAACUGGAUUUGUGGGAAAUUCGCAGUUUUGCAGAGAGGGUGGAAAAGGAGAAGGCACAAGCUGCUGAGCAGCAAGCAAAGGUUAGUGAGCAGAAGAAAUCCGAAGAGUUCAAGGCCCAACUGGAGGCCCAGCUUAAGCAGCAGCGAUUGGCUGCUCAACAGAAACGUCUUGAGCAGCAGAAGUUAUCUUCCACUCCAAGUUCCUCCUCUUCUGUAUCUACAACCAACAGCACUACUACCACUGUUGCCACCUCCCAGAAGUUAGUGGUAGGUUCCUUGACAGGACAGGUUUCCCCAGGAACAAAGGUGGUAUUUACAACCACAAAAGUGGGUUCACCAACUACAGUAACAUUCCAGCCUAACAAGAAUUUUCAACAGAGUUUUGCUACCUGGAUCAAGCAGGGCCAGAGUGGGUCAGUUACCAGCACAGUUUCUACCACAGGUACAACCAUUGCCACCACGGGUCAAACUUUCCAGAUAACAGGCAGUCCAGUAACCAUGACUGGCAAGGUGAUAACUGCUAAGCUUCCACUCUCUGCAAACAGCAAAAUCCUGACUGUCAACGUACCAACCACUCAAGGAGGUGUAGUUCAGGUGCAGCAGAAAGUUCUGGGAAUCAUUCCAUCAGGCACUACUUCCAGCCAGCAAACCUUUACUUCAUUCCAGCCAAGGGCCACUACUGUAACUCUGCGGCAGAAUGCACCAGGUACAACAACUACAACUCAGCAGGUACAGGUCCUUACAACAGGAGGAGCAACACAGAUACGUCCUGGCGUUACAGUUAUAAGAGCACCUUUUCAGCAGGCAGCAACCAUUGGCAAAGCUAUUAUCCGUACACCUUUGAUGGUCCAGCAAGGUAUACUCCCAGCAACUCAAAACCAACAGGUAGUCACGCAGAUUAUCCGUGGACAGCCAGUAACAACUGUGUCAAGUACAGGUAAUUUAGUUCAGAGUUCAACCCAGAAGAUGGUGACUACACCAACUACAGCUAUGCAACCUCUCCAAAGCCGGCCUGCCACACCACAAGGUCAACAGCCAGCUCAGCGGCCACAACAAGGACAGGUCAGAUUAACAAUGGCCCAGCUAACCCAGCUCACGCAAGGACAGAGUGGAGGUCAGGGAUUGACUGUGGUGAUCCAAGGACAGGGGCAAACAACUGGACAGCUUCAGCUUAUCCCACAAGGUGUAUCAGUAAUUCCUGGGCCAGGACAACAGCUAAUGCAGGCAGCCAUGCCAAGUGGAACAAUUCAGAGAUUCCUUUUCACACCUCUGUCAACAGUAACAGCAUCGGCUGCUGCAACAACAGUAGCUUCUGCAACAACAGCAUCAACUUCAACAGAACAGAAACAGGUGCAGACACAUGUACAACAAAUACAAACUCCGAUCCAGUCAUCACCUCAGCUACCACCACCUUCUGCUGUUCAGACUUCAGUCACCUCUCAGUCAUUGACCUCCAUACAGCCUGCUCAAACGCAACCAACACAAGCCCAGCCUGUGGUCCAGGUACAGUCUCCACCACAAGUUCAUCCUGUUGUCCAAACACAAGCUCCACCACAAACGCAAGUUCCUCCAGCCCAAGCUGGAAAUCAACUAAAUGUACAGUCUCCACCGCGACCACAGUUACAGCCUCAGCAACAUCAAGCAACUGUUCAGACAAUAACUCCACAACCUCAGCUUCAUCCUCAAGCUCCAAAUCAGAUGGCAGCUGACACCCAAGCACUGCCUCAGGUCACCCCAGGUGUGGUUCAGCAUCAAAUUAAACUCCAGGUCCCUGUUCAGAUUCACCAACCAGGUCUGACUGCAGCUCAACAGAUUCAGAAUGUGGUCAGUGUGCAAACAGCCAGUGUCCAGGAGCACCUACAGAGAAUUCAACAAAUCCGUGAGCAACAACAGCAAAAGAAACAGCUGCAGAUUGAGGCAAAGAGGGAGCACAUGCUACAGACUACAAACCAAAAUGAAAUUAUUCAGAAACAGGUUGUAAUGAAACAAAAUGCUGUCAUUGAGCACUUGAAAGCAAAGAAUCGGAUGAUGUCGCCUGCAGAACGAGAAGAAAACCAGAGAAUGAUUGUCUGUAACCAGGUUAUGAAGUAUAUUCUGGAUAAAAUUGACAAGGAAGAAAAACAAGCAGCGAAGAAACGGAAGCGAGAUGAGAACGUAGAGCAGAAGCGCAGUAAACAGAAUGCUACCAAGCUGUCAGCAUUGUUGUUCAAACACAAAGAGCAGUUGAAGGCUGAGAUCCUAAAGAAAAGGGCGUUAUUGGACAAGGAGCUUCAAAUUGAGGUGCAGGAGGAGCUGAAAAGAGACAGAAAUAAGUUAAGGAAGGACAAAGAGAAGGCACAUGCAGCCGCUAUGCACACUGCAGCCAUUGCUGCUGCAAAUGCUGUACAAGCUGCUGUGACACAGAAGCGAAAGCGAGAAGAGGAGAAAGAGCCUGCAAAGGUCAAGAAGAAAAAGAUGAUUUCUACUACCUCAAAAGAAUCUAAGAAGGACACAAAGCUUUACUGUAUCUGCAAGACACCUUAUGAUGAAUCAAAGUUCUACAUUGGCUGUGAUCUCUGUACGAACUGGUAUCAUGGAGACUGUGUUGGUAUCACAGAAAAAGAGGCUAAAAAAAUGGAUGAGUACAUUUGCAAUGAAUGUAAACGAGCACAGGAGGGCAGCAGCGAGGAGCUCUACUGUAUCUGUAGAACACCAUACGACGAAUCACAGUUUUACAUCGGUUGUGAUCGCUGCCAAAAUUGGUAUCAUGGGCGUUGUGUUGGCAUACUACAGAGUGAGGCAGAUCUCAUUGACGAGUAUGUUUGCCCACAAUGUCAGUCUACAGAAGAUGCUAUGACUGUUCUUAGUCCACUUUCAGACAAAGAUUAUGAGGGUCUUAGACGAGUGCUACGCUCUUUACAGGCUCAUAAAAUGGCUUGGCCCUUUUUGGAACCAGUAGAUCCCAAUGAUGCACCAGAUUAUUAUGGCAUUAUCAAAGAGCCAAUGGAUCUUUCUACCAUGGAAGAAAGGAUACAUCAUCGGUUCUACAAAAAACUGACAGACUUUGUUGGUGAUAUGACCAAAAUCUUUGACAACUGCCGUUACUAUAACCCCAGUGAUUCACCGUUUUAUCAAUGUGCAGAGGUUCUAGAAUCAUUUUUUGUACAGAAACUGAAAACUUUCAAGGCAAACCGGUCUCAUUCCUAACAGAUUACACUCUACUGCGUAGAUUGCACUCUCUAGACUUCAACCAACAAGGAACAAACUCUUACAAAGCGUGAAUAACAGGAAUUGCAUUCAGAGUGCAGUAAGAAGUUGAUGCCACCAGAGGCAGAUAUACUUAGUCAGGCUUUCCUGACUGACUGACCUUAACCAGCACUGUUGUUCAAGCACCAAUCAGUUAACUGAAUUGGAUAAAGCCCCAUCUGUUUGUUAGAAACUAAAAGGGAGAGUUUAAAUGAAGAGGAGAAGGAAGGAAAUUUGAAAACAUUUGUAAAGAAGCCACCUUUUAUCAGCCCUGUUUGACUGUUGUUUCCUCCUUGCCUGAUAUGGGAUGGGAAGCAUGAAGCAUCCUGUCCACUCUUGUUAUGACAGGGGGCUGGCUUCAAUUUUCCCAGCGAAGUUCAUCACCACAGUUCUUCAGUGAAGAAGCUGGCUGCAAGCUGUCUGUAAUGAAACAAACAUGUUUAAAUUUGACAGCUGUAUUUAUUUAUUACUGAGAAAAGAUGAAGCUUUCUUUUUUAGAAUCUGCUGCCCUUGUUUGUCAACUAAUUAUGUGCUUUUUUUCUUAUUGAUAUGAAAAGACCCAACUUGCAAUAAGUUGGUCUUUUUUAUGUAAUUGCUGUAGGUAACGGUGAGUGAUAACCCUCGAUCCUUUC